Electrophorus electricus (electric eel) is the source of this 1082-nucleotide messenger RNA. Lineage: Eukaryota; Metazoa; Chordata; Actinopteri; Gymnotiformes; Gymnotidae. The record is from RefSeq and is a predicted model, not a curated record.
AGUGGCGCAGCUCGUUUUCCGUACUGGGUUAAUGUCGUUUCCGGAUAAAGGUAUUGCAUUCAUUUGAAGAACGAUUAGCACCAUGACCGACAAAAAGGCUGUGGUCAAGAAUGCUGACAUGUCCGAGGACAUGCGGCAGGACGCGGUUGAGUGCGCCACCCAGGCCAUGGAAAAGUCUAACGUAGAGACAGACAUUGGCGUUCAUCAGAAAGGAGUUUGAUUAAAAAGGUACUUCACCUGGCAUUGCAUUGUGGGAAGGAACUUCGGCAGCUAUGUCACGCAUGAGACCAAGCACUCCAUCUACUUCUACUUGGGUCACACACGAGAAUGCUUUGGUUUUUGAAUGUCUUGAUUAUCCUGAUUCCUCGACCAAAGUGCACUGGAUCAUGUCCUGUUUACCUACAUGCUACAAAUAUUAAAUGAGACAUCUGUUCAUGGACCUAAGACCUUUGAUCGAGCACAGGUGCUUUAAAGGCUGAAUUAAGCAUUACAAGACGAAAUGCGAAAAAUGCAUAAAAACUCAGUUUUUCCUUUUUUCCAAGAGGUAUUUUGAGCAUUUAUGCUGUCGUGUUUGUGGUUCUGAUAAACACCAUGACUCACCUGUAGCGUAGCAGAGGUGGAGACCCCUAUGUUGUGGCCUGUAAGAUGCUGGGUCUUUUUUUUCUUAAUCUAAGAUCAGAUAUCCUAAAUGGUUCAACUUUCAUGUCUUGAGUGAUGAAACCAAUCAAACAGGCUCAUUCUGUGAAAAUGGGCUUUUAUAUGAAAUAUCUUGCCACAUGUUCGCUGUGGCAUGAACAGAAGAAUAAUGCAAGAUAAACCAAACCAUUAAACCAUUUUUGUUGAAUGUUUGUUCUUGCCUCAAUUGUAACCCAUGAGUUAGAUUAAAAAGGAUUUCAAGUUUGAGUUUGAAACAUCCUCCAGGUCCUUCUUCUAUAUUUUCUACUGUUUGUUUUGUUUUUUUCCUUCUCUGGAGCCAUAGAUGUUACAGCGUGGUGGAUCUAAUUAGACUGCAUGUUACACAUGUCAAAGUUUGUCACGUACAUAGUCAUACAUGAUAUAAACCGCAGUGAAAUGCUUUUUAA